Messenger RNA from Elephantulus edwardii (Cape elephant shrew), 1080 nucleotides. RefSeq names its product actin, cytoplasmic 3-like. The record is from RefSeq and is a predicted model, not a curated record. NCBI's taxonomy places the organism in Eukaryota, Metazoa, Chordata, Mammalia, Macroscelidea, Macroscelididae.
UUCUCCUCCAUCAUGGACCCCCGGCACCAGGGCAUGAUGGUGGCAUUGGCAGAGGACUCCUACAUGGGUCAUGAAGCCCAGAGCAAGAGAGGCAUCCUGACCGUCAAGUACACUGAGCACGGCAUUGUCACCAACGGGGAUGACAUGGAGAAGAUCUAACACCAUACCUUCUACAAUGAGCUGUGUGUGGCCCCCAAAGAGCACCCUGUGCUGACAGAGGCCCCCCUGAACCCCAAGGCUAACCGGGAGAAGAUGGCCCAGAUCAUAUUGGAGACCUUCAACACCCCUGCCAUGUACGUGGCCAUCCAGCCCGUUCUGUCCCUGUAUGCCUCUGGCAGAACCACCGGCAUCAUGAUGGAUCCCGGCGAUGGGGUCACCCAUACUGUGCCCAUCUAUGAGGGGUACGCCCUCCCCGAGUCCAUCCUGCAUCUGGACCUGGCUGGCCGGGACCUGACGGACUACCUCAUGAAGAUCCUCACCGAGCGAGGCUACAGCUUCACCACCACGGCUGAGCGGGAAAUUGUGCGUGACAUCAAGGAGAAACUCUGUUACGUUGCCCUGGACUUCGAGCAGGAGGUGGCCACGGCGACAUCCUGGUCCUCCGUGGAGAAGCGCUCCGAGCUGCCCAAUGGACAUGUCAUCACCAUCGGCAAUGAGCGUGUCUGCUGCCAGGCACUCUUCCAGCCCUCCUUCCUGGGCAUGGAAGCCAGUGGCAUCCACGAAACUACCUUCAACUCCACCAUGAAGUGCGAUGUUGGCAUCCGCAAGGACCUCUACACCAACACAGUGCUGUCCGGCAGGACCACCGUGUACCCAGGCAUCGCCGACAGGAUGCAGAAGGAGAUCACAGAGCUGGCCCCCAGCACGAUGAAGACCAAGAUCAUCGCUCCCUCGGAGCGCAAAUACUCCGUGUGGAUCGGCGGCUCAAUCCUGGCCUCCCUGUCCACCUUCCAGCAGAUGUGAAUCAGCAAGCAGGAGUCCGACCAGGCUGGCCCCUCCAUCGUCCACUGCAAAUGCUUCUAGCUUGACUCAAGAUUUAAAAGCUGGAAUGUGAGGGUGAUAGCAGUUAGCCGGGAGUGA